Molecule: messenger RNA, 630 nt
Organism: Camelina sativa (false flax)
Lineage: Eukaryota; Viridiplantae; Streptophyta; Magnoliopsida; Brassicales; Brassicaceae
Product: phytosulfokines 5
Biological process (GO): cell population proliferation
Cellular component (GO): extracellular region
Molecular function (GO): growth factor activity
Source: RefSeq, a predicted model, not a curated record
UAUAUGGCUCACGUUGUUGCUGAACUUUUUAUCUCAUCUCAUGUUUUCUCUAUAAAUACGCCUCAAUUAUAUAACUUUACUUAACUCUCAUAUAUCUUCUCUUCAUCUUAAUUUACUACCGCUCUCAAUAUAUUUGAUCUCUCCUCCUUCAUAUAUAUUACUUAUAACAAGAAGUUAUUGUAUAAUAGUUAGUCAUAUAAAAAAAUGGCUAAGUUCAAUAUUUCCUUCUUCUUCAUCGCUCUUCUUAUCUGCUCCACGCUAACAUACACUUCAGCCCGAAUCAAUCCAACCUCAGUUUCUCCGGAAGAAAUCUCGAUCAAGAAAUUAGAACAAGGAGAAGAAUACUGUGAAGGUGUUGGAGAAGAAGAGUGCGUCUUGAUACGAAGAACUUUAGUUGCUCACACUGAUUACAUCUACACUCAAAACCACAGUCCUUAAAAUAUGAUUACGUUGUUAUGAAUAUAUUGUUGGAUUAAUAAUGAUCAGUCCAUAUACAUAUCUAUCUUCUUGCUAUUGUUGCACUUUGUACUUUCUUAAAUUAUAAACGAAAUUACUUCACAUAUAUACACUUGAUUGUAUCUUUGUCACUUAAUCUGAAAAUAUAUGCGUAUAAAAUAAAUCAGUUAUAUA